Neodiprion fabricii is the source of this 5245-nucleotide messenger RNA. RefSeq lists its product as uncharacterized. NCBI's taxonomy places the organism in Eukaryota, Metazoa, Arthropoda, Insecta, Hymenoptera, Diprionidae. The transcript has 10 exons. Bases 1631 to 4114 code for a protein of 827 amino acids. The record is from RefSeq and is a predicted model, not a curated record.
CGAGUUCUCCGUCAGCCCCUCUGUUGGUUGCGCGUCGCGACGCGGCGUGGUUUCCUCUGCUUCCUUCGCCGCCUCGAUCCCUCGCUCUUCGCCCCGCGCCUCCCGCUUCGCUCGCCUGCCUGCCUGCCUGACUGCCUGACUGCCAGCCUGACUCGCUUGCUCGCUCGCUCUCCCUGUCAUCUUGGUGUUCGGCAUAGGCCAGUCGCGACGUGCGUCACCCAGGAACGGACGAGCGGAGGCCGCCGUGCACUCUUCGCUCAAGUUCGGUUCUGAGCUUCGUCACGAUACUUCACGACGACACUUCGGGGUCAUCAGACGGUUUUCUCCGUUAGACACUGGCACUCGGUGUCCAAUCGGCAUUCAGGGAGGAGGGGGAGGAGCAGGGGAAGAAAGUGGGGGAGGGAAACAACGACCGGCAACCACCACGCGCCCCCAAAGACACGGAGAACCAGGCCGACCCGCCGGUACUCAUGCCGCUGCUGUUGUUGCUGCUGCUUCGCUUUGCUUCGCGUCAAUCUGUAUUAACUACUCGAACGUCUGUGGAGUCUGGUGUCUGGGUGUCUGGUGCCACAAGACGGCCGCCAUUUCACUUUAAGUCUCCUUGUUAUUGGCAGAUGCGCGACGAGAGCCAACGAGAGCGAUAUACUACAGUGCCGUAACUAGCUACGGUUGUGAACUGCCUUUCAUCCGUAUCACGCGUUCGCAGUUGCCCGGUUCGGUUGGUUCCAUCUACCACUGAUCGUCCGCUGGCUGUUGCUACUGACUCUGGACGCGUAGCUCAUUGUUGUUUUCUUCAUAUCGGUCACACGUGUUACGGACGACGGGAGUUUUUUCAUCGCUGAUUAUUAUCAUUGUUGUGAAGAGUGUUGAUGAUUGUACGUAUAGUUACUUUACCGUCAUCGGCAUUGACAUUGUCGUGAAUUUCGUGUCGUUUCGGCGGACCUCGUCACAGCCACCCUCUAUCGCAGUGUUUGUGUUCUCCCUGCCGGUAAACUCUCGAGUCGCGUUACUCAUCGGGUGGUUACACACCGUCAUCGUUACCGUCAUCGUGGAUGAUGGUCAACGUGGUCCAAAGGUUUGGUUCAACCUACAAGGAAACGUGACGAUACCAGUGACAAUAAUAAACGCCAUUAGAGUUUCAUGUAAUUAAACAAAGGCAAGGGCGAACUCAACCGAUAAGAUAAUAUCUCCGUGGUCGUUCGGUCUGUGCCAUCGAGAACUGAGUACAGAGUGAACUCCGUGUUACCGCGUACCAAACACGCUUCGAAGUGGAAUUGGAAUCGGAACUAUGAACGGCGCGGCCAUGGAGGCACGCGUCCUUGUUCUCGUUAAAAGUUACAGUGGAAGGUUGUGUCGCUGCAGGUAACUGUGAACGUGCCGAGCGUUGUUCAUCUUCGUCGACGUAAGCUACGAAAGUGAAGUGGCGUGAACGACGACGUUGAGCGUCGUUAAGGGGAUCAAAGAGACCGUGAGCUACACCGAGAGAGAGAGAGAGAGAGAGAGAGAGAGAGAGAGAGAGAGAGAGAGAGAGUGAGAGUGUCCGAUACCCGAAGACGUUGGUGCAAAGGAUAAAACUGUGUUGUUGCGUAAUAAAAGAAAAGAGGGAAAAAAAAGAAAAAGAGGAAUAAAGAUGCCGCAAUGCGCCGUUGCAACGUGUCGCAACAGCCACCGAAGGACCCGGGGUCGUCGUAUCCGUUACCAUCGAUUCCCCCAGCUACCGGAAGUCCGUUCCCGUUGGGUCCGCGCCUGCGGUCGGGUUCCGCUUUCGAACGGCAAUGCCCCGUUCAACAUACAGACGGCAAGGAUAUGCUCUCUCCACUUCACCAACGAGUCGUACGAGAAGGACGUCGAGCACAUGGUGCUCGGUCUUCCGGCACGAAGUCGGCUUCGAAGGGGUGCCGUGCCGACCGUAUGCGUACCGGUUUCAGUCCAGCCGGUAACAAAGAUGCUGGUCGAGGACGCAAAGCGGUCGCUUCUCAAGGUUCCUCCCCCCCAACCCAAGCAGAUUCGCAACGAUCGCAAAACCCCGACAAGUACCGAUGUCCCGGUCAAAGAAGGCAACGUGGGCGAAAACGUCGUCGUUGUUCAGGGUGGUAAAAAGAAAUCACUUGCAUCCGGUGCUCGGUUUAACAAAGCUGCUGUAACGUCGUCCGUUAACGCGAUCGCCGCUGACGGUGAACAGAAAAUGGCGGGAAUCGACGUCCUACUCGCCCUAGGACUUAAACCAGCCCCGCGUCUCAAUAAAAUGCACGCCAUGGAUACGUCUGGGAUCGGCAAAGGUGGCGCGGGAAGUGAGAAGGUGGCUAAGAAGGGUGAGAAAAUCGUUCAGGGUAAACGAGAGAAGACAACGCCGGUGAAUAGCAAAAGUUUGGUGAAGGACCAGCGAAAGAAUGCGGGCUUAGGGGUCGUUAACGCCGAAUCUACGGCGACGGCUCUACCGGUUUCGCAUCAGAGGAAUCAUCGCGAUCGUAAAAAUCAUCAGAAUCAUACGAAUCAUCGUAGAAACGGCGGCGAACCACCCGCGGAUCUAGCAAGGAACUACGGCGUGAAAAAAGAGCCGACAUCGGAACCGGAAACCGACCUGGAACAUGAGAGGGACGCCCUACCGGAGCUUAGAAAACGUAGCGGUUCCAAUAAUACAACGAAGAAUCUCAAGUCAGAAAGGUUGUCGAAAAAACGACGGUCCACCGAUGAGAUUAUGCAAAAUUCUAACGGUAGUUCGAAACGCGCCUGCCUUGAACAGAGGGAGGAACUCAUUUCGUCUAUCGUCGGUGGUGAUAAAAUUACAACCGAGGAACUCGCCGUCAGGGCCGAACAGCUGCGCGCUGAGUUACAGGCAUUAGACCAGCUGGCACGUGACAAGGAGAAGGAAUGGAACGAGAUUCUCAGCAUGAGAAAGUUGAAGGAAGAGGCCUAUCUGAGGAUCGAACGAAGGCGGCAGGUCGUCGGUUUUAUGGAAGGUAACAGUUGCCAGCUUAACGAGUCCUCGUCCGUACUACCGACUGGGAGUAUUUCGCUGGAACAGGAGUGGGACAACGCGAAAGAGAAAAGUAACUCGACUGAGGCGACCUUAAGCGACAAGAGUACAUCGAGGCCGCAGGUGACCUCUAAGCAAAAUGAAAACGGACAGAAGGAGUCCUCGGACGGCGGGCAAAAUUCGGAGAACAGGCAAAUCGGGGAAGGUCGACAGGGUCCCAUGGUCGACGUGCGAACAAUCAUCGCCGAUUACAGGCUUCGGCAUCCCGAAACUGUGCCUCGAAGAAGUAGGCGAAUGAGAAAUUCUGUUAAUGUCGGUUUGGGCGCCGGAGGUGCGGUCGUCGAAACGACCCAGAUUGGAGUCGAUUCUCGACCUUCGAGCACAGAUUCCUGCAAGAGCAGCUCCAAUCCAACUGACCCUAGCAAUUCUAUGAGCUUUAAAGACGUUCUUGUACAGUUUGCGAAGCUAAGCCAGCAGCAAGGGGAAGCGGUGAAAACGCCACAGAAUUAUCCAGACGUAACACUUCAUCCUGUAUUACCGACUCCGGCUCCGCCUCAAGCGGCUACGGUACAGCAAUCUGGGUCUUUGCUUCACGGUAUUUUGACUAAAACCCAAACUGUACGGCCAACGACGUUCUCGCCAACGUUGGCGAGGCUAUUGACCGCACCCGAAAGAGAGAGAUGCAACCCCGUAGCCACAUCCACACCCCAACAGCAGACCGCUACUACGCAGCAUUUACUACAGGCCUACCAGGGGACCAAUCCCGUUUCCAUCAGCGACCUUUUAUCUUCCUCCAAAGCACGGACGGAAAUAACAAUAACGCCUGUGGUUAACACCCCGAUUGUUCAGUCUCAUUCGAACAGCCUUAUUCACGUGGAAGACGUAGAGGAGGAAACGACGGUAAUCGAAGAACGAAGCCGAUCAACAAAUGCCAGGGACGAAAGUCCACCGCGUUGUCAAGGGUGCCAAGAUCGGGCCGCGCAAUUUGUCUGCGCGGGUUGCGGUAACCAGUGGUACUGCAGUCGAGAGUGUCAGGUAUCCGCGUGGGACGAGCAUUCCGAGGUCUGCUCUGGAUGCGAAAGUAAGAAUAAAAAAGAAAGAAAAAAACGAAAAAAGAAAAAGAUGAAUCGAAAAUGAAUCUAGUCACGAGGAGGACACCAAGAAGGGGAGGAAAAGGGACAGAGGAAUAUUACCUAUAUUUUUUACCCAUUUCAAAAUAAUUGAAAAAAAAAGAAGAAUGAAAGAAAAUAACAUGUAUAAGAAUAAUUCCUACUCGCAAAGGAUAAUUGACUGUCAGGUCGUUAUACCGUGAUUAUAAAAAUUGAAAGAACGUUUGUUAAAUUAUUACCGAUGGUCAUUGCAACACGUGUUCUUGCGAGCAAUUGAACGAUUUCGCUCUACAGUUUUGUACAAUUAUUCAUUAUUUUUUCUUCUUUUUUUAAAUUCAAAUAUGCAUUGUAGUGAAAACAAGACCCGAUACGUACGUUGUUGAUAAUGUAUUCGAUUAAAUUUAGAUAGGUGAAAAUUUCAAAUAACAUUGAAAAGAGAUAUAUUAUCCAAAACUAAUCGAUGAUGAUAAGUAUGCAAACGGGCACAAAACUCAAGGUCCUGCAACAGAGCGUCUCUACUAUGACGAAAUCUGUUAAUAACAGGUUUUAUGAGAAAUGAAAAAAAUUACAUCUGUUAAUACGUGUGUCAAAGAAAUGUAAGAAUAUGACGAAGCCUAUGUUGGCUGUGUGUUGACAAACGUUUUUAAAAAUUGAUUGGUAUAUAUAUUUCUUAUCGAGCGAUGUAUCCUCCUAACUUGUGCGCGGCGUAUCAGCUUGUAAACAGCUUAUGUAUUUACAGAAAAACGGAAGAAACAAAAUAAUAAGGCUCGACCGACGUGUAUAAUACCUACGUACGUGUAACGCGCAUAUAACUAUUUUAUACAAUAUUUGUUACCAUCGUGUACAUUAAAACUAAAAGAAAAACAAUAUUAGACUUAAACUAGAAGUGUAAGACGUUUUUUUCCCAUUUCGUUUCCUGUAAUUUAGUUUGUAAUAUGUAUGUAUUCCGUUUCAAUCUCAAUUUUUUGUUUUUGUUACUAUACUUAGUCCCAAGUUUAUUUUAUUUUUUCCCCCAAAAAUCCAAAAAAUAAUCUGUAGCUAAAGAGUUCCUACAGGUCAAAAUGUACGUUAUAUUUUAACCGUUUCAAGAUGAAAUGAAAUAAACAAUAUGAUUUCUAUUGUACUCACACGGCUAUUAUAAAAAAUACUUGUAUGUGAA